Messenger RNA from Oryza sativa Japonica Group (Japanese rice), 1626 nucleotides. Its product is annotated as cytosolic sulfotransferase 5. Gene Ontology annotation, cellular component: cytoplasm. Lineage: Eukaryota; Viridiplantae; Streptophyta; Magnoliopsida; Poales; Poaceae. Gene Ontology annotation, molecular function: sulfotransferase activity. Gene Ontology annotation, biological process: sulfation. The record is from RefSeq and is a predicted model, not a curated record.
UGAUAACGCUUCCCAAAACCUUUUAAUCUCCAGCGCCCCAGAGCCUGCGUUGAACCAAUCAUUGUCAAAUAACAAGAUGAACAGUCUAUGUCAUUGAUCAUGCAUGUAAACGAUUUUGCUUCUUGUCUUGUUCAUAUACUGUCGAGGCAUUAUUGGACCACACCGAAUCAAUCGACGGCGACCACUCAUCUGCAAGAAACAAUCGAACACCAUUAAUGGCCGAACGAGCUAUAUGUACGCGGUCGAAUAUAUAGGUGCCAGAAUUUGCUCCAAAUGUCGUCGGAGAAGAUGCCUCUGGUUAGCGCUGCAGCAGGUUGUCAAAGAGGCCCUGUCCCGUUCAAGGACGUGGCCGCGGUCGUCGCCGGCGACGACGGCGCGGCGGCCGCCAUGGCGCACCGGCCGCUGGCUGAUCCGGAGGAUGAAGACCACGACGAACUCAUCGCAACCCUACCGUGCAAGCCGCCGACGCCGCUAAUGAGAAGGAUGCGGCUGUACCGCGGCGGCUGGUUCCCGGAGAAAUGGCUCCCCGCGAUCAUGGCGUUCCGGCGGCGCUUCGAGGCGCGCGACGGCGACGUCGUCGUCGCCAGCCUCCCCAAGUGCGGCACCACGUGGCUCAAGGCCCUGGCCUUCGCCACCGCGGUGCGCGGCACGUACCCGCCGCCGCCGGUGGCCGGCAGCGACGACGAAGGCAACCGUCGUCACCCGCUCCUCCGCCUUAACCCGCACGAGUGCGUCCCGUUCUUGGAGAGUGUGUACUCCACCAUGGAGGAGGAGAGCAAGCUCGACGCGACGCCCUCCCCUCGGCUACUGAGCACGCACCUGCCAUACUCCGUCCUACCAGCCUCCAUCACCGACAGUUCCCGAUGUAAAAUCAUCUACGUCUGCAGGCAACCGAAGGACAUGCUAAUCUCCUUUUGGCAUUUCAUCAACCGUGACAAGUCGCGUGAUGUGUCAUCAUCAUACGUGUGGGAGUCUGUCCGCGAGUGUACAUAUUUUGGAAGCCCAAUUUGGGAUCACAUCCUUGGGUACUGGAACGCGAGCAAGGUGAAGCCAGAUAACGUGUUAAUCCUAAAGUAUGAAGACAUGAAGCGCAACCCCACCGAAAACGUCGAGAAGAUCGCAGAGUUCAUAGGCCAACCAUUCUCCAACAGCGAGAAGGAAGCCAGCAUCGUUGACAACAUUGUAGAGCUGUGCAGCUUUGAGAAGAUGAAGGCUCUAGGUGCGAGCAUGGCAGGGUCUCAAAAGGUAAUUUCCUCCGAGUUCCCCAAUGAUUCGUUCUUUAGGAAGGGUGCUAUUGGAGAUUGGGUGAACCACGUCACACCAGAGAUGGCUGAGAGUCUAGAUAAAUUUCUCUCCGAAAAAUUCGAUGGAUCAGGCUUCACUUUCAUGUGAGAACAAUUCUAUGAUCUCCCCCUUUAAUUACAGGGAAACAGGGUGCAAAGCAUUUGAAAGGGUAGCACCUGCACCACUCAUGAAUGAUUUGAAAUUAAUGCAAAUCACUAUGUGUUAUGUUAUAUUUGGGACACACAUUUCUUAUUCCUGAUGGUUACACAACAUGAGAAAUUGUGCUGUACUGGUGUAUGUACUCAAAGUCUGAAUGCUGUUACAGAAAUGUGUUAGAAUCAA